Molecule: messenger RNA, 2088 nt
Organism: Penicillium odoratum
Lineage: Eukaryota; Fungi; Ascomycota; Eurotiomycetes; Eurotiales; Aspergillaceae
Exons: 4
Coding region: 1-2088 (695 amino acids)
Biological process (GO): regulation of transcription by RNA polymerase II
Cellular component (GO): nucleus
Molecular function (GO): RNA polymerase II cis-regulatory region sequence-specific DNA binding; DNA-binding transcription activator activity, RNA polymerase II-specific
Source: RefSeq, a predicted model, not a curated record
AUGUUUGGCCACAGACCGAACUUCAAAAAGCCCGACCAGGGCCUCAUCAACAAAUUUCAGGAGACUUUCUCUGAUGUGGUCCGGCCCAGUGUCAAAUACGAUCAUCCACCCGCAAUUUCGAUCAAGGGCGACGUGAACAGUCUUGCUACGCAGAACACCCCAGGCCUCCGAUUCACGCCAUUCCUAGAUGAUACUUCACUUCCAACACCAUCUGCAACUCCAGCCUAUAAUAGUCAGGAUGCAAGUCUCUUGGACAGGGUGUUUCACGGCCCGGCAGGAGACCUACACACGCCAAGCGUGCAAUCGAAUCCUUUCACGCCAAGAACGUUUCUUGAGCAAUUUGCAGUUACGCCCCUGCAUAGAAAUAAAACUGGCAUCUCUUAUCAGACCCUCGAUUCACAAUAUUUCGCAGCAGAACCUCAAGGUCUAGGCCUACCUUGGAGCAAUCAGAGCACUGCAUACCCACCUAGCGCAUUUGUUCACUCCGACUUAACCGAUGCGUUUGUCGAUGAUCCCUGCGAGCAACUACCUCUUGAUCUAGGCAAUCACGAACAAUCUGCCUUCCACCUUUCUUUCCCGGAAAAAAGCGUCACAAGCAGCGAAAAGUCUCCUCGUCACGGCCAGACCGACUUUAGAUAUCAGGUGAACCUGAAUACACCAACGGCGAUGAUCCAUCAUCCGAAUGAUGCUCCGGUGACCUAUCUUAAUAAAGGUCACAAGUACUCAUUAUCGAUAACCGAUUCCCAGCCUCCGCUUCUGACGGAUGGAUUGGUAACGUAUCGAACCUCGAUCCGCGUGUCCUUUGAAGACCCUGAGCAGGCAUCCAAUCCUGCCGCAUGCUGGAGGCUAUGGAAGGAAGCUCGAGGCCAUGAGAUGCAUCGGGGGGGCAGCAUACAUGCAGUCGAGAUGAUUGAUCUGUGUCAAGAGAAUAAAGACCAAAGCUAUCCCAUCCAGCUAGAAAGAACAUCGCUAGACGGGUUCUGCGUCACAUGGUGCACGAACCCCGCUACAGGGCCAUCGAGCUGCACGAUGGGUAUCCGAUUUAACUUUCUCUCAACUGACUUUAGCCUUGCGAAGGGAGUGAAAGGAGCCUCUCUCAGACUCUGUGCAAAGACCGAGGCAGACAUGCCACUGCCCGGUCCUCCCGAGCUAAACUUUUGCAACGUGAAGCUAUUCCGCGACCACGGAGCUGAGCGGAAAAUGUUCAAUGAUGUUUCACAACUGAAACGGGCAAUUGAAAAACGCAAGGCCGACUUUGCUAAGUCUGGAAGUGUCAACCUCGGAAAGCGAAAACGGGACAGUCGCUUAUCAUUCAGGAGUAAUGAUCUCUCUGAAAGUGAACUGCAAGCCAAUUUGGAUGCGGAGGUGGCAAGAAUGCAAAGUAUAUUUUACUCCAAUCGUCCUGUGAGCAACUUCUGUCUCCCAGGAGAACAGAAAGAUGAUCCGGAUCUAUUUCCAGUUGAGAAUGAGCAGGUGCUUGAAAAUGUCAAGAAACCUAACUUCCAAACUGUGACUCCAUCAACAUCAAUCAGCGCUUCGGGAAGUUCGCAUCACUCGGCAGAUCCUCAGCUACAUGAACUGCAAGGCGGCGCGAGUCUCGAGUGGGACAGCCGCAGUGGUGCAUCGAUUAAAUUCUCCAGUGUUGAUGGUAUCGAGGGCCCCUCUGAACUUGCAUCAUCAAAUACAAGUGGCUCACCAGGGCUAUCCACUGGGGAUGUUGAACCAAUGGAUCUUGGUGCAAAAAUCAACUUGCCAAGUGAGCAUUCAAGGGCAGCUAAGGACACUCCAGCUCGAUGUUUUUAUCUCCGCUUCCAGCAAAGUGGCGUACCACAGGAUGACUUCCACACUGCGGUAUACCUAUCCGAGCUCACUGUGGAAGAACUGGCGGCGAAGAUCUCUCAAAAGCAAAAUUUUGGUCCCGAUCAGAGACUUCGCCUGUUCCAUGUCAAGCCAGAUGAUAUGAAGGUACUGCUGGAUGAUGAUGUGGUCCAGCGGAUUCCAGGGGGCCAGGCUAUGGCCGCGGAACUAUCCGAGUCUACGACUACUGGCUCGAUGCCUGCAGCUAUCGAAGUUCGAUUAUACUUCUAG